GGCGUCUCUGUGCGGAUGAAUCGGCUGUAGGGUGAGGAGAGACCCGGGCGGCGGGGACAGAAUGCUGCCUGACCAGCUGAGUUCCUCCAGUGCCUUGUGUGUUGCUCCAGGUUCCGGCAUCUGCGGUCUCUUCCGUCUCCAGCAUACCAGAAAGUGUUAUCGUCGCAGGAGUGUGAAGGAUGUACUCACCACAGCGAAGGGACUUCAUUUCAGUGACACUGGGUAGCCAGAUAGGAAGGAGCUAUGAUAAUAGUAAAACCUGGCGAAGACAAUCAUGCUGGAGGAAAUGGAAACAGCUUUCAAGAUUGCAACGGAGUCUGAUUGCCUUCCUAUUUAUUUUCAUGGUGUUCUGUGGUAUUGCAGCAUAUCCUGUCCUGUUUGAAUACUGGCAAGCAGAUGAGGGCCACGAGGAAGAGCUGAAACAAGUUAAGCCAGUAGUUGUACCUGCAUUAGAUGGGCUUUUACCCAAGGCAUCGUUUAUCUCACAGCCACCGAAACUCAAAGGACCAAAUUUGAAUAAGCGUGGGCCCCCAUUUUUACAAAAUCGAUUGUCAAAGAAAGGAAAAAAGGAAAGUAAAAUAAGGAAGGAAGAUAAUGAAGCUGAGGCUAUUCCUGACGCCAAGGAUAAAGAACAGAAUAAGAUCAGCUGGCGUGGGAUGGAGAUCGCACCUGAAUGGGUUACUGCAGCUUUACCCAAUUCAAAGCAAAAGGAGAAACCAAUGGCCCAUGAUAAAGUGAAUGGCAAAGAAGCAGCCACUAUAAAUGAACAGCAGAAGGCAGUGAUAGAAGCAUUCCAGCAUGCGUGGAAGGGAUACAAACAGUACGCCUGGGGACACGAUGAACUGAAGCCGAUUUCUAAGUCUUACAGUGAAUGGUUUGGCUUGGGAUUGACACUCAUUGAUGCCCUGGACACAAUGUGGAUUUUAGGCUUAAAACAAGAAUUUGAAGAAGCCAAGAAUUGGGUGAUAAACGAAUUGAACCUUGGUAAAAGCGUGGAUGUGAAUUUGUUUGAGACAACAAUUCGUAUUCUCGGUGGAUUACUCAGUGUUUACAAUCUAACUGGAGAUCAGGUUUUCCUGGAUAAAGCAAGUGAACUUGGAGAUCGCCUAAUGCCAGCCUUCAAUACCCCAUCCAGUGUUCCAUACUCAGACGUGAAUAUUGGCCGUGGAACUGCCCAUCCACCUCGCUGGACCUCCGACAGUACUGUUGCAGAGGUGACCAGCAUUCAGCUGGAAUUUCGGGAACUCAGCCGGCUCACCAGAAAGGAAAAGUAUCGGACGGCAGUAGAUGAUGUAAUGAAACAUAUUCACAGACUUGGAGGGAAGAAGGAUGGAUUGGUGCCAAUGUUCAUCAAUACUAACUCUGGACAAUUUACCCACCUUGGUGUCUAUACACUCGGUGCCAGGGCUGACAGCUAUUAUGAGUAUCUGCUUAAACAGUGGAUCCAGGGAGGAAGAAAAGAGGCAGACUUGCUAGAAGACUAUCUACAAGCCAUAGAAGGUGUUAAGAAGAACUUGAUUCGAAAGUCAGAACCAAACAAACUGACCUUUGUAGGUGAAUUGUCCCAUAAUCAAUUUAGUCCAAAGAUGGAUCAUUUAGUGUGUUUCCUCCCUGGGACACUCGCUUUAGGAGCUCAUUAUGGCCUCAGUGCAGAUCAUAUGGAACUGGCCAAGGAACUAAUAGGAACCUGUUACCAAAUGUACUCACAGAUUGAAACUGGGCUAAGCCCAGAGAUCGUACAUUUCAAUCUGAGUCCACACAAUAUCAAGGACAUUGAAGUUAAGCCUGCAGACAGACACAACCUCUUAAGACCAGAGACAGUAGAAAGCCUUUUCUACAUGUAUAGAUUUACUCGGGAUAAGAAAUACCAGGACUGGGGCUGGGAGAUGUUUCAAAACUUUAAUAAAUAUACCCGGGUUGACACAGGAGGUUAUACUUCCAUUAAUAAUGUGCGGAAUUCUGAAAACCCUGAACCCCGGGAUAAAAUGGAGAGCUUCUUCCUUGGAGAGACACUGAAAUAUUUCUUCCUCCUUUUUUCUGAUGAGUUUAGUUUAAUCAGCCUGGACAGAUACAUCUUAAAUACUGAAGCACACAUUCUUCCAAUAUGGACAACUUGAUCAAUGUAGGAACGAUUUGAGAUUUGUCUUGAUUCCUGGUACAUCUUGGUUGUGGAAUCUACAAUACCAGUUGGAGCUAACCACUAUGGAGAAUUGUACUAAUCACUGUGAAAGUUCACAACUACACAGGUUUGUAUAUAAAAUGUGGUCAUGGCUGCACAGGUUGUUGAGACAAAUGUGAACAUAAAUGUUACAAACCAGGGAACAAUUAUACGAGUGUACUUGAAUUGACUUUUCUACAUUACAAAAUAUGCUUACCACAUGUUGCCUCCUGCCCAUUCAUUCUUUCCUGCUGAGUUCAGUCCAGUAGAGGAAUAUUUCAUGUAACCUUUUAAAAAAUUAAAUGGCCUGAAUGCAGAAAUAGAACAGAUUUUAUGGACAUAUAUAUAUAGACUGAAUUGAUAAGAAGAAUUCUUAAAAAUAUCAUUGACCAAGAAAGCUAAUUAUAUACAUAUAGAAUAACCAAAAUUGAUUCAUUCAUGUUAUGAUUGACAUUUAUGUAAAUAUGUUAUGGAAUUAAUUAUAUUUUCAAUACCAGUGUGUGAAAUACCUUAAGGAAAAUGCGGGUCCCAUUUAUGUAUGUGUAUAUAAAUACUGCUGGUUUAUUUUGAAAAGUGGUUAGUAUAUUCAUUUCGACUGAAUUUCCUAGAAAAGGUUUUGUUCAGUGAUUAAAUAUCGCUAUCCCCAUAUCGGAAAAAGAUGCAGAGACUGGAUUUGUUUGUUGUAAAUGGUUAGUAUUUUUCUCUCUCUGCUUCAAGCUGCAGCUUGAUUGCAUUGGAGUUCUAAAAAUUUGCAUUCCUGAUUUUAAAAAAGCUGGUUCUUGAAAGAGCCUAUGAGGAUUUAUUUAGUCAGCAUUUGAAUGAAUGUUUUGGUGAUGCUUUUCCUCUUGCUGCAAUAUGAAUAAUUAGGAGCAGUAGGAUACAGUUAGAUUCAAACAGCCUUUAUUUAUUGCUCAUUAUGGGGGGGGGGGGUUACAUAGUGACAUGCAAUCAGAUUUUUUUAAAUGAGGAAAUGAGCCAUAAUUUUUGCAAUUAUUUAAGUUGUCCAAUUUGUCUGGACAUUAGUUUCAGAGGGUAAAAGUAAUCUCUAGCUGUAGUAACUGGUAGCAAAUAAUGCCGAUUUUGAAUUUUGUCACUUUUGAAUUAUUUGUAAUGCACUUAGAAAGUGUUCCAUUUCUUACAUGGUAGGUUACGGGUGCAAUGUCAGUUGGAAAUAAGACUGUUCUGGGGGGCGGGGGGGAGGAAUUGAGAGUCUUUUUUACAUUUAACCGCACUAUUAUAAUAGAAGUGCCAUAUAUUUUUUAAAAAAGUGAUGCUUGAUUGGUUACAUAUGCUGCUGAACUGCAGCUAAAUUCUUAAAGUUGAGUAAUUAAUGUGAAUAAUGGCUCAUGAAUUAUAUUCAAAUUAAAACACUUUACCUGCAUCUCUUAUAAGAAUAACUUGGAGACAAAGAUUAGAUGAAUUAGCCAAGUUCCAAUUCCUGUAUCAGCACAGUGAUUUCAGGGUAAUAGCUUUAAUAUAGGUUAUUCGGCAUCAAAUUGCCGGAUUAGCAAUACUCCUGUUCCCAUCAGUAAAACAUUUCUGUACUUUCUAUACCUGGUUCUUGUUUAUGUACUCAAAUGGUUUUAAAUUGAGCAGCAGUGAAUGUAGCUUUAAUUUCUAUCAUUCCUUUAUUUAAGUGUUAUAUUCAACAACCAUUAUGUACUCUGUGCCAUUUUCAAUAAUUAAGUGACCUUGUUCAAGAUUAUUUCCAUAAAAAUCUAAGUGUUCUGUAAAUUUUUUACAUCGAUUGUAUAAAAAUUUCUCCAGUAUCAAUGCAAAUAAAUACAAAUUACAUCUCUCCAAC
Mobula hypostoma (lesser devil ray) is the source of this 3962-nucleotide messenger RNA. RefSeq names its product endoplasmic reticulum mannosyl-oligosaccharide 1,2-alpha-mannosidase-like. The coding region runs from base 180 to 2117 and encodes 645 amino acids. Gene Ontology annotation, molecular function: mannosyl-oligosaccharide 1,2-alpha-mannosidase activity; calcium ion binding. Lineage: Eukaryota; Metazoa; Chordata; Chondrichthyes; Myliobatiformes; Myliobatidae. Gene Ontology annotation, cellular component: endoplasmic reticulum; membrane. The transcript has 15 exons. The record is from RefSeq and is a predicted model, not a curated record. Gene Ontology annotation, biological process: carbohydrate metabolic process; mannose trimming involved in glycoprotein ERAD pathway.